CAAUCAUCUGAGGGCCAUGUCGAAUCCCGGCGACUCGGGCGAUCCUAGUUUGAUACUUUGGGUGAUUGGCUUUGUACUCCUUGCCUUUGGGCACGUGCAGGGAACAAAGUGGCACCUGCAGGCUGGCCUUUGGCAAUGGGCAUGCCAAGGCUCCCCAAAUUCCGGGCCCCAAAAGCUUGAGGUAGAUCGCCGUGAGCAACGAUUCCAGGUGGAAUUGAUGCAAGCUCGGGUGCAAAAUUUAAAGCAUGCCCAUGCAGUGUCCCUUCAAUUUACCUUCUUCUGUACCUUGGCCGAGAUCUGGAUGUUGUGUCACGAACCCAGUCUCGCUGCCGUUUGCCAGCUUUUGGCAACUGUACUGGCCUAUUGCCUGCAUCUCUUUUGUUAUGACAUAGUGCACACAGAAGACCAGUUUCGCAAAUUCCAAGGGCUUGUCAUUUUCACUCAUUCCAUAUUGGCUGCAGCAGUUGCAUUUGAAAGGGACUUAGUGGUCUUUGAUUUGGCUGAGAAAAUGGCUACCAUCAGUCUUAUCUGCAGCAGUGUGGUUCUGAUUGACUUGAAGGCGAUCUUGCUUUUCUACACGUGUCAAUCAGCAGUGCUGACUUGGUGUCGAUGGAAUUUAAUCGGCGUGGGCAAUAUCACACCCUUUGUCGUCUUUGCAUCCAUUGCUACCAGCGUGUUUUUUGGUGCAGUCAUAUUCCUUUGCGUGCACCAAAUCCGGUCCAGCAUGGCAGCCAAACUGGAUUCUGGUGAUGCAUCCGCGUUGAUGCUGGGCUUCCGUCAAGUCCUGCGGGGAGUCUGUGAUGGUGAUGUCGUUUUGGACCGUCGCACCAUGACCAUUGUGGAUGAUGCCACCUGCUUGCAACGUGUUUUGAAAUGCAGCAAGAACUUGAACAGGAGCAAUUUCCUAGAUCUCUUCCUUGACACUGAGAGCCGUGAGAAGUUCCAAGAAUUUCUGGUUCAAGAAACACAGGAGGAAGCUGUGGAAGGCCUGCCCCGAGGCUUGCGAGUGUCACUGCAAGGGGCACGAGGUGCCGUUUCGAUGGACCUUUUUUGUACCACACUCCCUCGCGGUGGAGAUGGUUCUUUUAUCGGAGCUUCUAGUGACUACUGCUUGUUAGCCAUGAAGGAGGACCCGGAACAAAGCCUUCCAGAAGCUGCGCCUGAAGCUCAACCAGUUUCUGUUCCUGCCGUUCCAAAACCUUCGUCCGCGAGGAGCAGUGGUAGUGUGUCAGAGGUGGUGGUGGCCUAUGAUGAUCUGUUGGAAAUUGCUUUGCUGGUCAGUGAUGCCACGGGUUUCCUGGAUAUCUGUGAGGUGCACUUAUCAUUUCAGCGCCAGUCAGAGGUGUCCAAUAUCGAGUCCGGGAUGCCCACCUUGAGAAAAUUCAUUCGGGCCAGCGACUGGGACCGGAUUGAGAGGAUGUUCGAAAUUGUGACCAACCUUCCCCCGGAGGAUCAGCAGCAACGCUGCUACUUCCGACGUCCCACCCUCUUUCGCAUACCUGGCGAAUCCAGAAGCUAUGUCUGUGCUAGGUCAACCUCCUUGCGUUUGGCCGACCAAUGUAUCACACCAGGAAGACCAAGCCAUUUUUGGAUGCAUUUGACACAAUUUGAUUCAAGUCGAGUUCAGCGUCCCCGUGAUCAGGAACUUGAGGGUAUUGUAGAAGAGUAAGCCAUGGGCCAUCACCAGUUUCUUCAAAACAAGAGACCGGUGUACAACUGUACAGCAGCUUGGAUUUGCUGAAGAAUGCUG
Messenger RNA from Cladocopium goreaui, 1750 nucleotides. Lineage: Eukaryota; Dinophyceae; Suessiales; Symbiodiniaceae. The record is from the annotation of a GenBank genome assembly.